Messenger RNA from Myotis lucifugus (little brown bat), 3386 nucleotides. It is a transcript of the gene ABCC12, whose product is annotated as ATP binding cassette subfamily C member 12. The annotation marks the transcript as partial. NCBI's taxonomy places the organism in Eukaryota, Metazoa, Chordata, Mammalia, Chiroptera, Vespertilionidae. Gene Ontology annotation, biological process: transmembrane transport. The transcript is spliced from 20 exons. The record is from RefSeq and is a predicted model, not a curated record. Gene Ontology annotation, cellular component: membrane. Gene Ontology annotation, molecular function: ABC-type transporter activity; ATP binding; ATP hydrolysis activity.
GCGGGGGGCGCUUCACUAACACUCGGGUCCCUGCAUCCUCCCUGGCUGAGUCUGGCCGGGUCCGAGGUUGCACCGCCACCACCUGGAGCCACCGUGGUCCCCACCUGCACAGUGUGGAGGCGACACCUUUGUCCCCAGACCCGGUAAGAACAGGGGAGCAACAGAGUCUCUUUCCUGUUUCUCUGCAGGGGAAGGUCCUGGGGAUUUGCGGGAACAUUGGGAGCGGGAAGAGCUCCCUCAUCGCAGCUCUGCUGGGCCAGAUGCAGCUGCAGCAGGGGGUGGUGGCGGUCAGCGGGACCCUGGCCUACGUGUCCCAGCAGGCGUGGAUCUUCCACGGGAGCGUGAGGGAGAACAUCCUGUUCGGAGCCAAGUACGACCACCAGAGGUACCAGCACACGGUGCGAGUCUGCGCCCUCCAGGAGGACCUGAGCAGCCUGCCUUACGGGGACCUGACUGAGAUCGGGGAGCGGGGCCUCAACCUCUCGGGGGGGCAGAGACAGAGGAUCAACCUGGCCCGCGCCGUCUACUCGGACCGCGAAGUCUACCUGCUGGACGACCCGCUGUCGGCCGUGGACGCCCGCGUGGGGAAGCACGUGUUCGAGGAGUGCAUCCGGAAGACGCUCCGCGGCAAGACGGUCGUCCUGGUGACGCACCAGCUGCAGUUCCUGGAGUCCUGUGACGAGGUCAUUUUGUUGGAAGAUGGAGAGAUCUGUGAGAAGGGAACCCACCAGGAGCUAAUGGAGGAGAGAGGGCGCUAUGCAAAGCUGGUGCACAACCUCCGGGGGCUGCAGUUCAAGGACCCUGAGCACAUCUACAAUGCGGCGAUGGUGGAGGCCCUGCAGGAGGGCCCCUCGGACAGAGACGAAGUUCUGGCUCCCAAUGAAAAAGAGGAAGAAAAAGAAUCCGACACGUACUCAGAAUUCAUAGACGUCAAAGCCCCUCUGAACCAGCUCGUCCAGACCCAGCCCCCCCGGGAAGGAGCCGUGACCUGGAGGACGUAUCACACGUACAUUAAGGCGGCUGGAGGCUACCUCCUCUCCCUCUUCACCGUGACGCUCUUCCUCCUCAUGAUCGGCAGCACCGCCUUCAGCAACUGGUGGCUGGGCUUCUGGCUGGACAAGGCCUCGGAGAUGACCUGUGGGCCGCAGACCAGCCAGGGCCCGUGUGAGAUCGGCACGGUGCUGGCCGACACCGGGCACGGCGUGUACCAGUGGGUGUACGCAAGCAGCAUGGCGUCCGUGCUGGCGUUCGGCAUCACCAAAGGUUUCACCUUCACCAAGACCACCCUGAUGGCGUCCUCCGCGCUACACGACCGCAUGUUUGACAAGAUCUCGCAGAGCCCGAUGAGCUUCUUCGACAUGACGCCCAGCGGCCGGCUCAUGAACCAGUUCUCCAAGGACAUGGACGAGCUGGACGUGAGGCUGCCCUUCCACACGGAGAGCUUCCUGCAGCAGAUCUCCCUCGUGGCCUUCAUCCUCGUGGUCCUGGCCGCCGUGUUCCCCGCCGUCCUCCUGGUGCUGGCCGGCCUCGCCGUGGGCUUCCUGGUGCUUCUAUGCGUCUUCUACCGAGGAAUCCAGGAGAUCAAGAAGGUGGAGAAUGUGAGCCGCUCCCCCUGGUUCUCACACAUCACCUCGUCCAUGCAAGGCCUGGGCAUCAUCCACGCCUACGACAGGCGGGAGGACUGCGUCACCAAGUUUAAGAUGCUCAACGACGAGAACUCCGGCCACCUCCUGUACUUCAACUGCGCCCUGCGCUGGUUCGCCCUGAGGAUGGACGUCCUCAUGAACAUCGUCACCUUCAUCGUGGCCCUGAUGGUGACCCUGAGUUUCUUCUCCGUCAGCGCCGCGUCCAAAGGCUUGUCGCUGUCCUACAUCAUCCAGCUCAGCGGGCUGCUGCAGGUGUGCGUGCGCACGGGGACCGAGACCCAGGCCAAGUUCACCUCCGUGGAGCUACUCCGGGCGUACAUCUCGACCUGUGCUCCUGAAAGCGCCCAGCCCCUCCCAGCGGGGCCCUGUCCCCGGGACUGGCCCAGCCGCGGGGAGAUCACGUUCAGAGACUAUCGGAUGCGGUACAGGGACGGCACGCCCCUCGUCCUCGACGGGCUCAACCUGCACAUCCGGAGCGGGCAGACGGUGGGCAUCGUGGGAAGAACAGGCUCUGGGAAGUCGUCGCUGGGAAUGGCCCUGUUCCGCCUGGUGGAGCCGGCGGGCGGCACCAUCCUCAUCGACGGGGUGGACAUCUGCUCGGUGGGGCUGGAGGACCUCAGGACCAGGCUGACCGCCAUCCCCCAGGACCCCGUGCUGUUUGUAGGUACAGUAAGGUUCAACCUGGACCCCUUUGAGAGGCACACGGACGAGAUACUCUGGCAGGUGCUGGAGCGAACGUUCAUGCGAGACACGAUAAUGCGGCUCCCGGACGGGCUGCAGGCCGAAGUCAUGGAGAACGGAGAGAACUUCUCCGUCGGGGAGCGGCAGCUGCUCUGCAUGGCCCGGGCGCUGCUCCGCCACUCCAAAAUCAUUCUCCUAGAUGAGGCCACUGCCUCCAUGGACUCCAAGACUGACAGCCUUGUGCAGAACACCAUCAAAGACGCCUUCAAAGACUGCACAGUGCUGACCAUUGCCCACCGCCUCAACACGGUCCUCAACUGCGACCUCGUCCUGGUCAUGGAAAACGGGAAGGUGGUCGAGUUCGACAAGCCCGAAGUCCUUGCUGAGAAGCCAGAUUCUGCGUUCGCAAUGCUCCUCGCAGCGGAGAACAAAGUCCGAGCAUAAAGGGCCCAGUGAGCUGAGAGGAGGAGGAGGACUUGGAUGGGCCCGAGGGAGGAGGGCCCUCAUCCCCGCAGGCAGCCCUGGCCACGGCCCACCCGCCCUGACCCAGGCCGAGCUGAGCAGAGGUCCACGCCUCCUGACCUCACUGGGCAGCCUGGGCUGGUUGGGUGGUGAACAGAGGUAGACGAAGCUAGAGGGUUAACAACUGCCCCUCACACCCUGAAACCCCAAGGGCCCCUCACUGUCCUCAUCAACACCACCUCCGUGCCUGAAAAAUAGCCACUGUCAGUUAAAAACUGGUCAAAGUAAACAGAACGGCACAUUCCUGGGAGGGAGUGUGCAAAGGUUCCCGCCUUGCUGUCAGGAGGGGAAAGAGCCCGGUUUCCUCCCGUCUGACUUCCAUCCACACGUACCUGUGUGAGGUGCGCAGUAACCACGCGGGUCUGCAGCACGAAAGACGGAUUACAGUGUUUAGCAAAAAACCUUUAAAAAAUCAUACUGCAUGUGCCAUUGGAUCCAUGACAAUAACCAGGAGAACAAGAUGCUGGCGUUCCUCUAUAAAUGACAUUUUUAUAUCUUCUCUGUCGGUCAUUAAAAUGCGGUAGGAAAUGAACCCAC